This is a messenger RNA of Didymodactylos carnosus, 780 nucleotides long. NCBI's taxonomy places the organism in Eukaryota, Metazoa, Rotifera, Eurotatoria, Philodinida, Philodinidae. The record is from the annotation of a GenBank genome assembly.
AUGGUUGCAUUUGAAUCGGGUUGUCUAUCAUCUUCAAAAUAUUUAAUUUUUAUUGGUGGUCUUACUGAUGGAUUAAAUUCAUUAUCUUAUCUAGAAACGUUAUCUGAAAUGUUAGAGUCUUUCGGUUACUGUUUAAUUCAAAUACUAUUACGUUCAUGUUAUUUACAAUAUGGUUUUCAUAGUUUACAAACAGAUUUGGAAGAUUUAGAUUCUCUAAUAGAAAAACUUGUUCAAGAACGUGGACAACCGACAUCGUUGAUUCUAAUGGGACAUUCAACUGGCUGUCAAGAUAUCAUUUAUUUUCUUAAACAUUCAUCAAAUAAACAACAUGUCACACAUGCAAUUUUACAGGGUCCAGUUAGUGACCGUGAAUUUGGUGCUACUGAAUCAAAAACAGAAGAUAUUCUCAAAUAUUGUCGUUCAUCAUCAUCAUUAUCACCAAAUGAUUGGAUUCCUCAUCAUUUAAGCGAUGUUCCAAUAACAAUUUCACGAUUUUUAUCAUUAAAUGAAAAAAAUUCUAUUGAAGAUGUUUUUUCUACAGAUUUAACGAAUGAUGAAUUAUCAAACAUUUAUUCUUCUAUCAGAACACCUUUAACAUGGAUAUUUUCCAUAAAAGAUCAAUAUGUACCAGAUUCAUCUGUAAUUUCUGCAUUUGCAAAACGUUUAGUCAAUGAAUUACGACAUGAUACCGUUCUUUUCUUGUCAAAUGCUGAUCAUGGUAUAACAUCGAAAGAUGACCAACAACUGCUCAUUGAACAUAUCAAAAAAAUUUUAAAAUAA